Messenger RNA from Fonsecaea pedrosoi CBS 271.37, 822 nucleotides. RefSeq lists its product as uncharacterized. Lineage: Eukaryota; Fungi; Ascomycota; Eurotiomycetes; Chaetothyriales; Herpotrichiellaceae. The transcript has 4 exons. The record is from RefSeq and is a predicted model, not a curated record. Bases 1 to 822 code for a protein of 273 amino acids.
AUGUCUACGCCACGCGUGCUCAUCCUCGGCGGGCACGGCAAAGUCUCUCUCUUCCUCCAACCCCUCCUCCUCGCCAAGAAAUGGUCCGUCACCAGCGUGGUCCGCAACCCGGCGCACGAGGUCGAGAUCCUGGCGCUCGGCAAGGACAAGCCCGGCAAGAUCGAGGUGUUGGUGGACAGUCUCGACGACGUCAAGGAGGUUAGUGAUGCGCAGCGCGUGUUGGACAAGGUCAAGCCGGAUAUCGUCGUGUGGAGUGCUGGCGCCGGCGGCAAGGGCGGACCGGAAAGGACAAAGGCCGUUGACAUGGUCGCCGCAAAGUGCUACAUCUCAGCAUCGCUGGCCAUGCCGGGCGUCAAGAAGUUCCUGAUGGUGUCAUACCACGCGUCUCGCAAGGGUUAUCCGCCAUGGUGGACCGAGGAAGACCGGAAAGCCGCGGACAACAUCAACCAAAACGUCCUACCGCACUACUUCCAGGCAAAAGUAGAGGCGGACGAGCACCUCGAAGCCCUCGCGAAGAAGAGACGGGACGGCGGCGACCAAGAGUUUCAAGCCAUCAACUUGAGACCAGGCACUUUGACGGACAGGCCAGGCACGGGCAAGGUGACGCUAGGCAAGACGUCGAUAACUGGGAAUGUACCGCGCGAGGAUGUCGCCAAGGUGGCCGCGGCGCUGUUGGAUCGGAACGAUACGCGAGGCUGGUUUGAUCUGCUGGAGGGCGACGUCCCCAUCGAAGAAGCAAUCGACAGCCUCGUCAAGAGCGGGCACAACGGUCUGGAAGGAGAAGACAUGCAACGGAUUUGGGCCAGAGAUACAUCUCUAUAA